CGCUGCCGCCGACUGCGCCGCUCCAACCAACCAACUGGCCAACCGACCGACCAACCAACCCACCCUGUUCCGCUCCGCCCCCUUCCCCCUUCCGCAGCCACUGGCGUUCUUAUUAGAUUUUAUGGCGGCUCCGACUUAGAACACAAUCGGAAUCAGAAAGAGAAACAGAAACAACAACAUCGACCGUCGUCGGCCGCGCCUUUGGUCGUUUCAUUGCCGUUCUGUUUCACCCUCGUUCUAUUUGCCAUCCGUUUCGUUCUCGCGCCGUUAGAAUCGCUGUCGCAGUCGCUGCUCUGCCGACGUCGCUGCCGCUGGCUGACUUAUUGGCUUUAAGCGAAUUUGAACGUCGCUCGAACUUUUAUUCAACGUGUUGGUUCCAUCGUGUGAGCAACUCUGAAACGCUACACAUUCGAAGCGGAUAUUGAAAACUGAAUAAAAAAAAAAACACACACAAACCGAAAACACAAAAAUACCCCCAUACAAAACAAAUCAAAUCAAACUAAACCCACAAAAAACUCGCGAUACGCAAGUGUUAAAUACGAUAUUCAAGAUAUUGUAAUACCCCCCCCCAACAUAGAAAUCCAAGAGAUCUUACAAUAUUUUUUUGAAGUGUUGAACCCACAAAGUGCUUUAAACAACAACAACUACCAACUACUACCAAAAUGCCUUACAACAGCGUCACGCUUUAGUGGUACAAGUACAAGUGUCAAGUCCCCACCCCUUUCGCUAAAUACCCAUUUGAAACUGAACGAAAAGGAGGCCCAAACAGGUGUCUGCCUGCCGAAAGGCCAACGAAAUACACCGGAGACAAUCAGCAGCAGGUGGGCAGCAGAGCUUCUCCAUUAGAAAGAGAGAGACAGAUAGAGAAAGAGAUUCCCCAACAGUUCAGCUCAGCGAAGUUUGGCUCGGAACGGCGAUUUGUGCAUUUAAUGAUUCGCUGCCGAUGUGAAGCGAGGUGCCGGCUGUUCGACGUUCAACGCAUUCGCUCGGCCUUAGCGCUCUGAGCAACAACAAAAGUCGGGGACCUGAGCCGAUGGAACCGAUGGAUCGGCCAUACUCCUCCAAAAGUCCCCUCUCCAUAAGAAAAGCAGCCCUGAAAAAGGCAAAGGAAGAACUGUAGAGUUUUUUUUAACUUGUGAUAAGCGCAAAAGUGUGAAAAGUGUGUGCCUCCAGAACCCAUAAUAUAUAUAUAUAUAUAUAUGUAUACAAGAAUAUAAAAAGAGAUAUAGAAGAAAACUUUUUUGGAAUAGUCCAACCAACCAAUGCAACGCGUAGGCCUUCAACUGUGAUUUAAGAAUAUAUAUAAAAAAAAAAACAAACAACAAAAAAUAAGAAACCCCGUUCGUUACAUUUAGUUUUUAUUAGUUCGGUUUAGUUUUUUCUGCUUAACUUUUCGCGUGUGCAACUGCUUACCGAUUAGAUAGCCAUGUUCAACUCCAACAUACCGGCCUCCUCGCUGUUAGGGAUCGACAACAGCGGCCUCCUGAUGGGCGGCCACACGCCCAAGACGCCGGAGAUCCUCAACUCGCUGAUCGCCAUGACCAAUCCGCUGGAUAGCUUUAGCUUCAGCUCGGCGGCGGCGGCUGCUGUUUCCGCAGCUGUUUCCGCAUCCGCCGCCUCCUCGGCAUCCUGCAGCGCCGCCUCCACGCCAGUGGUCACCGUGCGUCACUUCAACGGUCAUCCCAAUGGCCAGUCGCACUCCCAGGACAGCAGUCAUUCCAGUUGCUCCGGAUCGCCGUUGGACUCUCCAGCGGGCACGGCCACCACGCCCAGCGUCCAACAGACCUGCUCGCGGCUGAUCAAGGAGGGCCUGAAGCUGUCCAUCCAGAGCAAGCGCAAGCUGUCCACCUGCGACUCCAGCUCCGGAUCGGAGCAGCCGCACUCGAAGUACUCGCGGCGCAGCAGCAACCACAACGGGCACAGCGGCAGCAGCAACAACUACAGCGGCAGCCUGAGCAACGCCAACGACCUGGACGACGACUGCGAGGAGUCGAGCGACGAGGACAGCGAGACCAAGUCGCAGCCAAAGGGUCUAACUCCGGAGGACGAGGACCGCCGGCGGAGGCGACGCGAGCGCAACAAGAUCGCGGCCACCAAGUGCCGGAUGAAGAAGCGCGAACGCACCCAGAAUCUGAUCAAGGAGUCGGAGGUGCUCGACACCCAGAACGUCGAUCUGAAGAACCAGGUUCGUGUGCUGGAAACCGAACGACGCAAGCUGAAGGACAUGCUGCAGUCGCACCGCUGCCAGAGACCCGGAGGCUACCAACUGCCCAACCAUCUGCUCCAGUCGCCGGCACUGAAGUAUUUCAGCGAACUGGAACUGGAGACGGCGAAUGGCGGCGAGAUGGCCAACUCGGGGCACAGCCAGCGGCUGCAGAGUAUACCCUCGAUUGCCACCUUCAAGUAUGGCUCCAAAACGGCGGCGGCCAUGGCCCAGCAACUGCCCAAUGGCUACUGCAAGCCCUCGCCCAGUGCCCAGGAGUUCGAGCAUGCCGGCUACCAGCAACAACAGUCCCUUAAUCCCGCCGGCAGCAGCAUCGUCGAGCAGCAGCAGCAGCAGCAGUCGAAUCCCAGUCCCAGUCUGAUUUCCGACUAUGUGCCCAACUGCGAUGGCCUGAACGGCGGCAGCAGCAACAACAACAACAACAGCAGCAGCAACGCCAGCAGCAACACCAGCAGCAACGCCAGCAGCAACAUCAGCAGCCACACCAGCAACAUCAGCAGCCUCAGCAGCAAUGCCACGAGCAACAACAGCAGUACAACGCCCACCAGCAGCAGCACCAUUGAGUUUGUGAAGAACGAGCUGGUGGACUCGCAGAGUCCCUACACCACCGCCCUGAGUGCCGAGCGUUUCCUGUUCGAGCCCAGCGAUGGUUUCCCGGACAUCAAGCACGCCUGCGUACUGCCCUUGCCCUGCGGCACCAAUGGCCUCAACAUGGCCAGCGUGGUCCACACAAAUGGCAGCACCGGAAACGGAUCUGGCAAUGGAAAUAAUAAUAAUAAUAAUCAUAAUAACAACAAUAAUACCCACCUGAUGGACUUCCACCAGGGCCUGCAUCAUGGCAACAUCGGUGUCGGAGUGGGCGUGGGCGUGGGCGUGAUGACGCCCUACGAUGAUGAGCAGCUGCUGCUGCUAAAGAACGGCUGCUUUCCCCCCGAUCUGCUGUCCCAACUGGUGGAGGAUGGCGGGGAUUAUGUCGAUCUGGACGCAGCCACCGCCUUUAUGAACAACGGCAGUUGCCUGGCGUGAGGAAGGGCGCCGGACAGGGAGCGGGAUAGAGACCGCGACCUGCUGCUCCUAGCCUUCGAUCAGCCCAACAGCCAACAGGAGCAACAUCAGCAUCAACAACAGCAGCAGCAGCAUCAGCAGCAGCCACUGCAACAUCCUGCAGAGAAAGAGGAGCCACCGGCCAGUCCGCAUCUAGAUCGGCAGGUGGAACUCGAGCUCGAAAUGGAGCUGCAACUGGGAGAGGAGCAGGAUCCGGCUUGGGCCCAUGUAGACUACUGGUGCUAGGCCAUCAACCGUAUACUAAUGUUAAUCUUAACCGCCACUCAUUGACUAAGCAAAAGCAGGAGUACAGAGAAAGAAGCCGCAGUCCCCCUACAAAUAAACCAUAACAUAUAACCCAGAUCCCAAGAUCCCAAACUGACCCAUACAAUACCUUUUAAAUACUUUCACUGAUUUUUUUAAGCUACCACAUCAAUAGUCCAUAUUCCUUUUUGUGUAAACCCAGCAAUCCAAGUUCUUCCAAUAGCAGAGUUCCCCCUGUGAGGCCCCCGAUCCCGCGAUUCAAUCAUGGACCACUCGAAUAUAAUCCCCAGAUCCCCGAGACCAUCCCAAGAACAAACCCCCUUAUCCUUUGAUCCCAAGUCCGCCUGGAGCCGGCAUCCAGCCUGUGGCUUGACUACCUCAUGAAGAAAUAAGCAGAAACAAUUAACAAGUAACUAUCAUUAAAGAGCUGUAAAGAGUAAGGUGUAAAGAACGUAGAAAGCAACAGCAGAAGCAGAAUCAGAAGCAGAAUCAGAAGCGACGAGAGCACACAAACACGCGCAGCGAUGAAAGAAGCACUUGCACAACUGUACAUAACCCAAUUUUUGAUACGAUAACUAGGUAUAUCGAUAACAUUCCAUUGCAAGCCUGCGACAUAACGAGUACGAUAGAAGAAGAAGAGCAGUGAUCAACUGCGAGCAGUCACAUCCGCAUCAGUAAUUAUUAAUUUUAAUUUGUUCAAUCCCUUUUCAAGCGUAUUUUUGUUUGCUCUUUGCUCCCCCCAACGAAGCCUUAAAAAAUAAUAUUAACUAUGCUUAUUAUAUAUGUGUAUAAACAAUCGAGAGAGAGAUUAGAGAGGAGGGUAAAUCAAGUUGAGAAUUCGAUGCAGAAGCAGUAUGAGAAGUAGGAAGCCCAUGCGAUAAGACGUUUGAUAUUUUUUUUCUAAAACCUAGGCUUAAUCAGUGAUAAAACCUAAAUAUAUAUACCGUAUAUAUAAACAAAAUACUUGUAUGAAUUUUUGUUUUUUUUUUUGUGUCCAUACUUUGUAAGAGCUAUGUUUAAAGAACGAGCGAAAAAAUUGUGUAAGCUGUUGCCUUAAUCAAAAAUGAAAACGACAAAAAAAGAUCUUUCAAUUGACAACUAAAACUAAAUUACUAAUCAACACUUUGUUAAAUCUUUUGCAAAACUAAUCUACAUAUACAAGAACAAGAAAUAUUUAAUUAUUAUAUAUAUAAAAACAAGAGAUAAAUUUGAAAGCGAUAUGUACAUAUACGUAUGAUGUAUGAAUUGGUGGAAUCGAAGACCUUAAAGUGCUGCUAAAAUUGAAACUUUGCAACUCCUUUCAACUUGCGCCUUAUUACAGAUUAACGAAAAGAACACUUUUGUAAUUUAUACUAUAUACAUAUAAAACAAAAUGUCGAAGAAUAUAUAUACAAGCGUGUACUAAAACAAAGUAAAACUUAUAUAUUUGUGUGUGUCUAUUGCUUGAUCAACGAGUUGAAGCAGAGUUCAUUUAUAUAUAAUAUAGAUAUCUAUAUAUAUACAUACUUAUACACGGAUAUAACAGUUAUAUAUAUAUACAGAAGUGUGUGUACAAACAGCUGUGAACACCAAAAAGUGGCCUAAAGGAGCAUCCAACCCAAAAAAUAAGAAAACACAAAUAAUUCCCCUCACAACACAAGUGCUUUGAAAUUGUUUCGUAAUCGUAAUGCCUCGAGUUAAAAAAAAAAGAGUUAACCAACGAUACCGAAAAACGAUAAUCGAUAAUUUAUAUCUAUGUAAAAUACGCAAAACAACUAUUUAUAUUAUUAAAACGAACCGAUGAGCUCUUCAAGCCUCUUGAGCACCGCCUUUUUCGCUAGUUGUACCAAGUCUACCAUAAUGUUAUGUCACCCCAAAAAGUCCCCGAUAUGUAUAUCCCCGAUAACCCCCACGAAAUGCGUGCCUAUUUGUCCCAAAUAGGAUUGUAAGCAUGUGUAACCAACAAAGAAGCCUUUCCACUCGAAAUGGAGCUUUAAAAUUUAAAAAAAUUGUAUUUGAGCAUACCUUAAGCAAAGUUUACCUCACACACACAAACACCAAACACUCGCACACAAAACCAACACACACAAAGAGGCAACCCUAGAAAUAUUAGGGCUGGGGACUUCACUCGCCGACAAUUGAUAUUACGUUCAGCUUCCAAACAAAAAAAAAUGAAAAAAAAAAACUAAAAGAAAAAAUUAACAAAUGAAAAACUUAAACAAGUUUCAACAACUCAGGUCAGGCGAGUGGAGGAGCUGCCAGGGUUGUCGCCACAUUCGAUGUUAAAUGUAUUUCGUAACUGUAAAUGUUAACUGUAAACCAUAAUUGUAAAUGGCAAAAUGCAAUCAAGUCCAUGAUGUUAUCCCCCGGAAAUCGGAAAACGAUAAACGGGGGACGAAAGGAUAGUUCCCGCUUGUAAAUUUCGUUUAUUUUUGUAUUAUUUCUCGAUUUGUUUGUUUGUUUUCGAUUAAUAUUCUCUAAUAUAUAUAUAUAUCUACAUAAAUAUGACCUUAAAUCGUCGAUUGAGUUUGAGUUUGAGUUUGGGGUUUUGUGGGCUUCGCUUCUGCCAGCAGCUGAAAGGCGGAAAUAUCUUAAUAAUAGAGCAUUGUAGAAGUAGAUCAACAUCAUCGUAAGGCCAUCCAUCGCUCUCAUCCACGCAGGACUCAUCCAUUCUUUAGUGGCGCAUCGGCAUUUUCUCAUUUCGACCUCUGACCUGAACUCGGACCCCUCAUCUUUAGCUUUUAGUUUUAGGCUACACAACGUUUGUUUAACAAAAGUAAAUGACUUAAACACAACAUGCGCUACGAAAGUACCUGGACAAAUGUAACGAUUAACGAUCAACAAAACCAAUAUUGGUUAUUGUCUUUAAAAGCAAAAAAUCGUAAAAUAAUCUCAAUCAGCUGCAGGCAGAAACGGACCCAAAAACCCCCCACACCUCCCCGCAGGCAAAAUGAUCAGUUUAUUUGUAUAGCCCUAGACCUACAUAUAUAUACCCAUGUAUAUUGCUAAAGAUAUUGAUAAAGUUACAAAAUUUAUACGUGUAUAUGUCCACAAACAGCAAGAGCAAGCAACAAACAAAGAAAACUCCCACAAACUGUGCUAAAACAAACGUAAGAAAUAAUAAAAGUAAAAUGUGUCGAGAGAGUCCAGAUGUUAUUUGUGUAAUUUUGACCAGAGCAAAACUAUACGGAAAAUAGAUCUAGCUGACUAACCCAUGUGAAAGCCAAGCAAGAGGGACAACAGUAAGGCAGAAAAACAGAAAAAACAGCAAAAACAGCAAGCAAGCCCAAUCAAAUCUAUGUCUAACUGAACGAUAAUUGAUAGUCGAUAAUGUUAACUCUCAUCCAACAAGUCAUCCCUAUCCAGUGUGUUUCAUGUUAUUCCGUAGCCGUACCCGUAUCUCUAACGCUCGCUGUAUCCGCAUCUAUAUCUGUAUCUCUAACUGUCUCUGUAAACCAUCUCCGAUCCGACCACAACCGAUCACACUCUAAAAGAACUACAAUAAAAAUUCAAGUUUAAUAUCCAA
Drosophila subpulchrella is the source of this 7037-nucleotide messenger RNA. It is a transcript of the gene Atf3, whose product is annotated as activating transcription factor 3. Gene Ontology annotation, biological process: regulation of transcription by RNA polymerase II. The coding region runs from base 1427 to 3250 and encodes 607 amino acids. Lineage: Eukaryota; Metazoa; Arthropoda; Insecta; Diptera; Drosophilidae. Gene Ontology annotation, molecular function: DNA-binding transcription factor activity, RNA polymerase II-specific; RNA polymerase II cis-regulatory region sequence-specific DNA binding. The transcript is spliced from 5 exons. Gene Ontology annotation, cellular component: nucleus. The record is from RefSeq and is a predicted model, not a curated record.